This is a messenger RNA of Lasiodiplodia theobromae, 3426 nucleotides long. RefSeq names its product DNA mismatch repair protein. The record is from RefSeq and is a predicted model, not a curated record. Gene Ontology annotation, biological process: mitotic recombination; mismatch repair. The coding region runs from base 1 to 3426 and encodes 1141 amino acids. Gene Ontology annotation, cellular component: nucleus. The transcript is spliced from 2 exons. Lineage: Eukaryota; Fungi; Ascomycota; Dothideomycetes; Botryosphaeriales; Botryosphaeriaceae. Gene Ontology annotation, molecular function: ATP binding; ATP-dependent DNA damage sensor activity; mismatched DNA binding.
AUGGCUCCGUCGAGUUCUCCGUUCUCUGCGUCACAGAACAAGAAGCAAGCCACAAUUUCGAGCUUCUUCUCCAAAAAACCUUCGUCGACCCCGAAGCCGCCCGCAGAGCCAAAAUCGUCACCAUCACCGGCCAUUCAGCGUGAGGCAGCUCGCCAAAGGUCCGACGAUGGAGAUGACGACGCCGCAGCGCCUCGACGCAGCUUCUCCAACGCCUUGAAGCGUGCACAAGCCAGCGAUGGAGAUGGCGUUGUAACUCGCCCGGCGGCAAAGAGAGCCCGCAGAACCGUCCACGACGAAGACGACGACGACUACGCGCCUGACCAUGAUGCGCGCGAACCUUCACCGGAAGAGCGCCAAUCGCUGGGUAGCGUGAGCGAGGCCGGCCUCAAUGGCUCACGCAGUUUCAAGGGGGCCGACAGGACGUCCAGAUUCAUCUUCUCGAGCUCACCCGUCCAGACGGAGAACCAGGAGCCGGACACGGAAGAGACAAGGAGGAUGAAGGAGAAGCUGCACCAAAGGUUUGUCAAGAAGCUCGGCAGGCCCGACAGCAUUGCGGAGAUUAAGAGGCGACACGGUGCCGUCACCGAGGACGCCGGUGAAGGUGAGGACGGCGAGGAUGAGGAUCUCGAGGACGAGGAGCCGCAGGCAAAGUCGAAAGCCAAAGGCAAGGGGGUGGUGAAGAAGGGAGGGGCCAAGUUGACGCCUAUGGAGAAGCAGAUCAUCAGCCUGAAACAAAAGCAUCCGGACACCAUCCUCGUAGUUGAAGUGGGCUACAAAUUCCGCUUCUUUGGAGAGGAUGCAAGGGUAGCUGCCAAGGAACUAGGCAUUCUCUGUGUCCCGGGCAAACUGAGGUUCGAUGAGCACCCUUCGGAAGCCCAUCUGAAUCGGUUUGCUGGUGCAAGCUUUCCGACGCACAGGCUACAUGUGCAUGUCAAGCGCCUAGUCGCAGCAGGCCACAAGGUCGGUGUGGUCCGACAGCUCGAAACGGCCGCGCUCAAGAAAGCCGGCGAUAAUCGAAAUGCUCCUUUCGUCCGCAAGCUCACUAACCUGUACACGAAAGCCACCUACAUCGAUGACGUCGAGGGCCUUCAGGGGACCGGUGCGAACGCCAACCCAAACUCUCCGGCAACUGGGUAUAUUCUCUGCUUGACCGAGACCAACGCAAAGGGCUGGAGCACCGAUGAAAAGGUCCAUGUGGGCAUCGUUGCCGUCCAGCCUGCGACAGGUGAUGUUAUCUAUGACGACUUCGAAGAUGGAUUCAUGAGAAGCGAGAUCGAGACUCGGCUCUUGCACAUUGCACCCUGCGAGUUCCUCAUUGUCGGCAACGUCUCCAACGCAACGGAGAAGAUCGUCCAGCAUUUGUCCGGCUCGAAGAGAAACGUGUUUGGUGACCAAGCACGAGUAGAAUGGGUGGAGAAGCCGAAGACGAUGGCUGCCCAGGCGUACAGCCAUAUCUCGAGCUUUUAUGCCGACAAGAUGAAGAGCGGAGAGGGUGAUACCGAUUCCGCGGCGGCUGUUUUGGACAAAGUUCAUCAGCUUUCGGAGCAUGUCACUAUUUGUCUGUCAGCACUCAUCACCCACAUGACGGAGUACGGUCUGGAACACGUCUUCGACUUGACGAAGAACUUCCAAGCAUUCAGCGCCCGGUCUCACAUGCUUCUCAACGGUAAUACGUUGGGCAGUCUGGAAAUAUACCAGAAUCAGACUAAUCGAGCUGUGAAAGGAAGUCUGUUCUGGACUAUGGACAGAACAAGGACCCGUUUUGGCCAGCGACUGUUACGCAAGUGGGUUGGAAGGCCUUUGCUUAACAAGGCCAAACUCGAAGAACGUAUCGACGCUGUCGAGGAGCUCCGCAGUGGCGAAAAUGUCGUUGCUAUGGAGAAGCUGAAGCACUUGCUUUCCCAGGUGAAGACGGACCUGGAGAAGUCUCUGAUUCGAAUCUACUAUCAGAAGUGUACACGGCCAGAGCUGCUGGCUGUGCUGCAAGCCCUGCAACGUAUUGCUGGCGAGUAUGCACACGUCCAAUCCCCAGAGAAAUCUGGGUUCUCAUCGCCGAUCCUCCAAGAAGCAAUCGUGAGCCUGCCCACGAUCGGUCAGGACGUCGUCAGUUACCUGGACAGACUCAACCUCCAGGCAGCUAGGGACGAUGACAAAUACGGCUUCUUCAGAGAAGAGCACGAAACGGAAGAAAUCACGGAUCACAAAGUUGGCAUUGUCAGCGUCGAACAUGAUCUCCAAGGGCACAAGAAAGAGAUUGCUGGGGCGCUGAAGAAGUCCAAGGUUGAGUAUGUGACAAAGGCGGGCAUCGAGUUUUUGAUCGAGGUAAGCAACAGCGAGGUCAAGAAAGUGCCCGCUUCUUGGGCCAAGAUCAGCGGCACGAAACAGCUCUCCCGUUUCCAUACACCAGAGGUGAUGCGACUCCUCAGGGAGCGGGACCAACACAAAGAAGCUUUGGCGGCUGCCUGCGAUGUGGCAUUCCAGAACCUACUCUCUGAGAUAGGUACCAAGUAUCAGUCCUUCCGAGACUGCGUACAGUCCCUGGCGACGCUGGACUGCUUGCUAUCGCUUGCCGAGAUCAGCAAUCAGCCGGGAUACGUCAAGCCUGAGUAUUCCGAAGACGCCUGCGUUGAAGUCUCCGAAGGUCGGCACCCUAUGGUGGAGCAGCUCCUCUUGGACUCGUACGUCCCGAACAACGUUUCCCUCUCUACCGACGGCACCCGCGCUCUGCUCGUCACCGGGCCGAACAUGGGUGGCAAAUCCUCCUACGUGCGCCAGGUCGCUCUUAUUUGCAUCAUGGCUCAGAUCGGUUCGUACGUGCCCGCUGCCUCGGCCAAACUCGGCAUGCUCGAUGCCGUGUUCACGCGGAUGGGUGCUUUCGACAACAUGAUGGCAGGCGAGUCGACCUUCAUGGUCGAGCUGUCCGAAACGGCAGACAUCCUCAAGCAGGCAUCGCCGCGCUCUCUCGUCAUCCUCGAUGAGCUCGGCCGCGGCACCAGCACCCACGACGGCGUCGCCAUCGCGCAGGGCGUGUUGGACUACAUGGUACGCGACGUCAAGGCGCUCACGCUGUUCAUCACGCACUAUCAGAACCUGGCUAAGCUGGCGGACGGUUUCGACCGAGGCGAGCUGAAGAACGUCCACAUGCGUUUCGAGGAGAGCAAAGAGGCGGACGGCAAGUGGGAGGAAAUCACCUUCUUGUACGAGGUCGGCGAGGGCGUCGCGCACCGCAGCUACGGUCUCAAUGUGGCACGGCUGGCGAAUGUGCCGGGUUCUGUGUUGGAGUUAGCGGCCGUCAAGAGUAGAGAGCUGGAGGAGGCGAUGAUGAGGAGGAAGGUGGUUGGUCUAUCAGGCGCCGUGACGAAGUUGCUGGAAGGAGCGAGUGACGUGGAACUCGAUGCUAUCGUGAACGGUAUUGAGCAGUUGUAA